AUGAAGCUAUAAUGGAUUGUUCAAAAGCAUUAUAAUUACAAAGAGAAAAUGCUGAUGCUUUUUAUAUUAGAGGUAAAUAAUCUUAAAUAGCUAGCUAAUGCAUAUAAAAAUUAAGGGAAUUAUGAAGAAGCAAUAGUCGAUUAUUCCAAAGCGCUUGAAUUAAAUUCUAAACAUGCUGCAGCCUACUAUAACAGAGGACUCAUCUUUUCUGAUUAGUAGAUAUAUGAAAAAGCAAUAAUGGACUAUUCCAAAGCCAUUGAAUUAUUGCCAGCAAACCCGUUAUAUUGUUUUAGCUUAGGUUUUCUUUAUCUUUCUCUAAAAGACUUAAAUCAAGCCUAUGAGAAUUCUUAAAAAGCUACUUAACUUUCAUUAAAAGUAACAUCCUAACAAAUACUUCAAUUCCAAAUUACGAAAGAUAAAAUUAUUUUUCUACUAUAAAAAGUAGAAAUUUUAACAUCCAUAGACAAAGAAUUAUAAAAUGUUAAAGAAGAAAUGGAAUAUCUGCUGAAAAUCAAUGUUUUAUCUGAAGUUUAUCAUUAGUAAUAUUAAUCUGAGAUUAAAAUUAUUGAAGACCUUUUAGGAUUAUUUGCACCCUCAAAAUCAAAAGAAAAUUAAGGAGAAAUAUUAUAGACACUUAAAUUGUAGAUGGAAAACAUUUUAAAUUGCAAAAUAGAAAUUUCUAAAUUAAAGAGUAAUCUAAGUUAGGACUAGGACGAUCAAAAUUAUCAUUUUAAUGAAAAAAUCCCUUUUAAUUAAACAGAAAAAUUAAGUAUAAAUUUAGAAUGUUCAAAGUAAAAAGAAUCAUUAAAUCCAAAAAUGAAUUAGUAUUAGCAUUCAUUAUUUUGGCAUCUAUUUAAUUAUCUUUAUAUUAUAGAGUUAAUUUCAUUGGAUAGUUUUAUGAUCAAUUCUAAAUUUGAUUCAAAAUAAAUUUUGGAAGUAAUCCAAUAAAAUGAUAAUCUCAAAAAUUCUAAUGAAGGCUUUGUUCCUAUCUUUAGCGAAACUUUUGGUUUAAUUAAUAGAGCUUUAGAUUUUUUUGGAAAUCCUUAAGAAAAGAAGCUUUAAAGUAGAGUACUAAAUUUAAAGUCAAUUUUACAAGCCUUUACAACAGAUAAAUCUGAAUACAAAAGAGAAAUAGAAUAGGCAUCCUUAUAUUUGAUGAAUAAUACGAAAGAAGAUUUUGAAAUAAAUCAGUUCAAUAUAUUUGAAUUAUUUAUAGAGAAGAUUUCAAUAUUAGAAAUUGAUUAUGUAUAAUAUUCUGAAAGCAAUUUUUGGAAAUCUGGGAUCCUACAUACUUUAAUAAUUCUGUAAUAUUUUGAUUAGAACUGUUAAAAUAUAAUAAAUUAGUCCACAAUUUGCACUCUUAAAGAUAUUAUUGUUAGGUCAAUUAAUGAAUUUAAUUCUGAAUCCUUUGCGAUUGAAUAUAUUAAGCAAUAAUGA
Paramecium tetraurelia is the source of this 1437-nucleotide messenger RNA. RefSeq lists its product as uncharacterized. Gene Ontology annotation, molecular function: protein binding. The transcript has 2 exons. NCBI's taxonomy places the organism in Eukaryota, Ciliophora, Oligohymenophorea, Peniculida, Parameciidae. The record is from RefSeq and is a predicted model, not a curated record.